This is a messenger RNA of Penicillium malachiteum, 1572 nucleotides long. RefSeq lists its product as uncharacterized. The coding region runs from base 1 to 1572 and encodes 523 amino acids. The record is from RefSeq and is a predicted model, not a curated record. NCBI's taxonomy places the organism in Eukaryota, Fungi, Ascomycota, Eurotiomycetes, Eurotiales, Aspergillaceae. The transcript has 3 exons. Gene Ontology annotation, biological process: regulation of DNA-templated transcription. Gene Ontology annotation, molecular function: DNA-binding transcription factor activity, RNA polymerase II-specific; zinc ion binding.
AUGGACUCUUACUAUCCAGAGAAGAUCGUCUUUGACCACUCUCGACAUGAUUCGCUCUCUCGCUCGAUGAGAAGUAUGAAUCGACAUGAGAUGGGAGAUCGGUCGAAUACCUGUGGUAGUCCGUCAACGGAUUUAGAUGCCAAGUUACGCAACACGCAACGACGCCGUGUUCCAGUGGCGUGUCACCGAUGUCGAAAAAGGAAGAUCAAGUGCAGUGGUGAUGCUGGAGAUGGCCAAGGCUGCUCCAACUGCCGUAGCUCUGGGAGUAAAGACUGCCAAUUCUUUCGAGUGAGAGCUCACAAUCUUGAUGAUAAAGAGAUAACUGCACACCACAAGGCGAAAGGAUGGGAUCCUUACCUGAACAUGGGAGUAGCUGCACCAUCCCAGCUUGGGAUACCGAGCCAUGCUCAACAAAAAGCAGCACUUGCCUCUAUGAGGUCUCCACAGACUCCGACUCACCAUGCCGCGUUUCAGCGUACACCGGAUUUUGAUCUUAAUCCAGCGGAUGCCCAUGUCUUUCAGCGAUCCGGAAUUGCAAAUGCCAUACUGUAUGAGGAUGAGCCACCGGUCAACUUCACCCAGUCCUCUCAGUACAUGAUGCCAAAUGCACCUGGAGUGAUGAUGGAUUACGGAUCACCUGUUUGGACCAAAGGCUGGGACUCUAUGUCCAACACUGGCAGAACGUCUAAUGGGGGCAUAUAUCCUGAACUACAGACAAAUGCCUCGAUGAAUCAACCGCAGUUUGCCUACAUGCUACCCAGUCAAGGUCACCCUUUAUCUGAGCUUCCCCCGUCCACAAAUACUGCUAUGAGUGCAGUUUCCUCUCCUGAUAUGUCUGGAUCAGACCGUACCUUGCCCACUCCCACUUCUCGGAACCAGCAAGGUCCUGUCCCUAAUCUGGGAUUUCUUCCCACUGAGGGAAAUUCGAACAUGUCUUGGUCUCCACCCGAUUUCAAAGGAGAUUUCAAAGGGGUAUUUUGGAGUCCACGUGUAGCAACCUCUAUUGGAAGCCCACAACAGACUAUUCCAAGCAAUGUUCCCUUUACCAGCAGUCCUGAACUCUUAAACAAGGGUGUCAAUGCUCCAGAUCUGAUCUUCACAUAUCCCACUACCUCCGAAGAUUCAAACACAGCUCUACUUUGCUCUUCUUCUAUAUCUUCCGCAGCAUUACCAUCUACAGCAAGCAGCGUCACCUCCACAUACCCUAUCCUUGGAACGCUUGAUACCGCAUCAGACUACUCAAGUAUGGCCAGCGACAUCAAACCAAUUCGAAAAUCCUCCCGAGACCACACCCGUGCCGGCCAACGGCAUCAUGCACUGACCAACGAAUGUACCUCGGACAUCUAUGGAUACAGCAGCAGUGCAAAGCGUAAGGCACGUGGUGGCUCUGACCCCGAUACCCGUACCCUUGUCAGUGGGCUACCAUACACUCGUGUGCAGCAUCGGGACUCACCCGGCACUAGCUUCUCAUUCAAUUUACUUCCGGAAGCACUGCCCGAGUAUCACCGUGCUGUGGUCGAGAACGUACAUCGCCCACCUGUUGAGCCCUUGGGUAACCAGGGAGCUUACUAG